Messenger RNA from Ostrea edulis (European flat oyster), 4445 nucleotides. RefSeq lists its product as uncharacterized. The record is from RefSeq and is a predicted model, not a curated record. The transcript is spliced from 7 exons. Gene Ontology annotation, molecular function: protein binding. The coding region runs from base 461 to 1849 and encodes 462 amino acids. NCBI's taxonomy places the organism in Eukaryota, Metazoa, Mollusca, Bivalvia, Ostreida, Ostreidae.
UCACGUGGUGUAAAUUUAAAUAACAAUAACGACAAAUCACCUAUCAGAAGGUUUAGGAAGAACGCUAUUGAUGCAGUUUUUUUUUUUUUUUUAUCGAACUCUCCAUGUAACUUUUGGAUAUUUAUGUGGCAAUGUUUUAAGUAUAUUUCCUAAUACAACAAUAAGAUUCUUUUCAAGCCUCAUCAGUAUGAUGAUUUUACACACAGAACUGUAUUCCUCAUAGAUCCAUCGCUUAGAUUUGAGGAAUAAGGCAAUUUAGAAGAAAGAUCUAGACAUUUAUGUCUAUUGAAAUAAGGAAGAAAUCAGCUUACAACGUAAAUGAAUGCCAGCCACGUUGUAUUUGUAUGUCUUCCGUCCCGGACAUUGAUUUUCCCAGGUAAAUAUCAUAACAGGAAAUUCUUUUUGCACUACAGAUACCUUGUCGUUAGUACUUCCUCGCCAUUCGUACAUUUUGUACAGGAUGGAUGUCCUGGGGUCCGAUGGAAAGAGACUAACGUGUAAUAUAGUGAAGGAGUCCGUUAUAUAUGAUGGCAAGAAAUCUAAAAAUCCCGUCCCACUGUCACCACGUGGUGUGCUAAAACUGCAACAUCACUGGAUGAAAAUCGGAGCCAAACAGGGUCACUGCUCCAUCGAAGAGGAUCCGAUAGAGGAUGAAAUGGAUGGCAGGGAAUCCAACUCUUCAUCGUCCUCGUCGCCAUCCUCUAGUUCGUCGAGUUCAAGUGAAGGAUCAACGUCGUCGCCCCAACAGCAAACUAAAAUAAAAAUCAAAGCGUCAAAGAUGGUGAUCUCCGGACAAAAAAUAUGCAGAGUAAAAUCGUCAGAAAAUCCCUCAAAGACUGGAGAAUACCACCACUACAUAGAAAACGUGGGACCAGACUCCGUCAAGGACAGUCUCAAACGUUACGAUAGAAUUGUCCAGAUCAACGACGAAAACAUCAAGGAUUACAGUUGUAGCCACGUCCGACAACUGCUGAAAAAUCUUAGGACAGAAGUAGGGGUGUCGGUAGUGUUGUGGCGAUGGUUAAACAAAGGAAAUAGAACUGAUGUACUUGAGAUCAAACUCGUUAUAGGGGAGACAAGUAGAUGCCACUGUACGAAGGAUUUGUCAAACAUUGAUCUGACCCCUAGAAAGUUCAAAGACAUGACCUGGACAACAUACGAACCUCGGAACUUCCAUAUUCGCGUGGCGUGCGAGACCGGGGUGUACUUGUGUGUGGAUAGAAACAUAACAUGUGUUUAUGGAUACCCUAUCAGAGAAAGACGAGAGAUGAGCUUGUUUAAAUUUGGCGUCCGGUUUUUUAAGUGCAAAGCAAUGGAUUCCAAGAGGCGGUAUCAGGCGUACUUUGGAUGCGUUUUUAUAUUCGAGGAUGAAGGUCAACUCUUCGACAUUUCUUCAACGCUUGGUGAAGAGUCCGUCGCUGUGAUACUCAAGCCACAUACAGCCUUCAGCCUGGAUAGCCCUGACGAGCGCUUUUUCUUAAUGCACGGGAUCGAAGACGGAGAUGACGUGUUUGAAUCUUUGAAUUAUGAAAAUAUGUGCAUGAAAAUUGAAAUUUCGUCCCAGAAAAUUGUGAUGCAAUACCUAGGAAUCUCAAACCCAGUGACAAAGAAAUCAUUCAAGAUUACUAAGCCUUCUUUCAAAUUUCAAACCUUUUCUAUAAAAGCUGCCAAAGAGCUGAUGGAGAGUUAUCCUGGUCACCAGAAGAAAUCGAAAGGAAGAGGAUUGCUGUUCCUCUGUUUUGGUAUCGGGGCGUCGUUCGACAUUUCCAAUGUUCCGUGUUUAGAAUGGAGUUCUUUCGCAUUGGAGGCGAUUAACAGUAGUGUUAGGAAAUCCAUCUAUUUGAAAUAGAUAUAAAUGUUUGUGGUGCCAGAUAUGUUUUUGAAGUUUAACAUCAAACGACUUGACAGAACUUUAUCAUGGUAUUCGAGUGCCCCUACCGGUAGAUUGGAAGGGGGAGUGUGAAGCGCCAUUUUCUAUGUCUAUACGUCUAUUUGUCCGUCAGUCAAAGUCAUAGGCGCUCGGGUCAUGGAUAAUGUAAAAAAAAAAAAAAAAAUAAAAAAAAAAAAAUAGAGCUAUCGAACAAAUUUGAACUAUGGUUGUAACAUUUUUUUUUCAACUUCCAUGAUUUGGGUUUUUAUUUUCUGUAAUCUAUUUUGCUUAUUAUAUACUGGUAUGCUGUAAAAAUUUAAUUUCAUAAACGUUUGAAAGUUAAUUUCACCUACCGUAUACUAAAACAAAACUUUUAAAUUUACAUUAUUCGUGACCCAAGCGCCUAUGGUCAAACUUUGUUUCACUUCGUUUACAAGUUGUUCUCUUUCGUUGUCAUAAUUUGAAAUGUUGAUUUAAAACUUUUUGUGUAGUCUUCUGUGAAAUAGGAUUUUGGUUUUCAUUACUCGCUUUUACCAUCUUCGCUGGCCAAGGGUUUUUAGUUCACUCCGCUCCCCAUAUAUGGAAAUAACCAUAACCAUAAGUCAUACCCCUUUCGAACUUAGAAUUUCGAGCCCGUCUGUCCUGUUCUUGUCAAUACAACGUUGACAAGAACAGGACAGACGGACUCGAAAUUCUCUAAGACCACUCGACAGAAUUUCGUGAAACUUUGUCGUUAAUAAGGACACAUUGUGUAGUUGUGCAUAUUUCCUGAAAAUUCUGAUUCAAUAUUUUUUUUGGAGUUAUGCCCCUUUUAAACUUAUUAUUUCGAGGUCGUCUAGCACGUUCUUGCAGUAAUGCAUAGCAUUACCAUUCAUUAUGUGAGACAUUCCCAAGCAAUUUUGGGGCAUGUGAGCUUGCUUACUUUUUCUUUUUUCAUAAUCAUCGUGUUGUUACAUUUAAGGUGGCUCACUACACCUUGAAAUAAUUUAUCAAAUUAGUACGAAUUGGUUUAAUCAUAAAAGAUUUGAUGAUAUAUAAUAAGUAUAUAUGCCAAAAAGGCAGAAAAUACGCAAAUUUGGAUAAAAACAUGAUUUUCAAAAAAUUCAUUUCAACAUAUAUGAACAAAAGACUCUUGCGGAUUUGAACUCGAGAUUUGCGAUUCACCAACCCAAUGCUUUAACCACUGAGCUACGAUGAUGGACAAACAAAUCAAUCGAUACAAAUAAUUUCACAAAACAUUUAAAUCGCCAUCUUGUGACGUAGUGUCAUAACGAGUAUAAGCUUUAGUGUAGUGAGUGACCUUAAGACUGGUAAAAUUAUCCUUUAUGAAAGUAACAUGUAUUUAGUAGUCAAUUAUGUUUCGUUUUAUGUCUCUUGAGAUUUUUUCUCACUCAUAUUGAGACGUCACCAGCUGAAGGUAAAAUACCACAAAUUUAGACCUAUGCUUCAGGUAUGAGCUCCGUACAAAAUACUAGAAAAAAAAUCAUAAUUGAAUAUUCCUUAAAUAACUAUGUUUUGGAUCAUGAUAUUAUUUAUAAAUAUUAGUCUGGGUUCCAACAAGAUGAUUCAAGAACAAAUCAACGUAUUGAAAUUUAUAAUACAAUUAUUCCAAAUCUUGACAAAGAUGUAAAGUUUAUAUUUUGUGACAUUGCAAAAGCCUUUGAUAGAAUCUGGCACAUAGGUAUCUCGUUUAUAAGAUACAAAUCUAUGGUAUGUCAAAACAAAUAAUGAAAUGGGUAGAAAGCUAUUUAACCAACAGGUCACAUUGAGUGGUCCUAGAUGGAUUUACAUCUUCUCCAAGAUCUACACAUUCAGGUAUUCCUCAGGGAUCUCUUUUAGGGCCAUUUUUGUUCUUUAUCUCCGAAAAUGUACAAAAUAUCAUUCUUUGUUAUUAUGUAUGUUUACCUAUUCCACAAAAAUCUGCGAGGUAAAAAUUCACGGGGCGCCACCCGAUGACUGUUUACUCAUCCAUUGUCUGUUCAUCACGCGUUUAUGAAUCUUCAUUUCAAUGUAUGUAUAUAUAUGGCGAGAAACCAUUUAUCUCGAUUUUAUUGUCAUUUGCAAAAUAACACUGUUUGUUGUGCAUAUAAAAUCAUUUGCUGUGUAUUGAGUGGUUUGUCUUGUUAGCUCACCCAAGCUGAAAGCUCAAGUGAACUUUUUCGAUCACUUUUCGUCCGGCGUCCGUCUGUCUGUCCCCUGUCUGUCCGUAAACUGUUUACAUUUUCGACUUAUUCUCCAGAACCGCUUGGCCAAUUUCAAUUAAACUUGGCACAAAGCAUUCUUGGGUAAAGCGCUUUGAGUUUGUUCAAAUGAAGAGCCGCCCCCUUAAAAGGGGAGAUAAAUACGAAAAUGCAAACUUGGGUAGGGUCAUUUAAAAAUCUUUUCAAGAAGCAUCGGGCCAGUAAAGUUGAAAUUUACAUGAAAGCUUCCUGAUAUUGUGCAGAUUCAAGUUUGCUCAAAUCAUGGCCUCCGGUGGUAUGGUGGGGCCACAAGAGAGAAUAAAGUUUUACAUGCAAAUAUAUAGGAAAAAUCUUUUAAAAUCUUCUCAAGAAUCACCGGGCCAGGGGAAAAAAUG